UGUAAUAGCCUACUGUCAGUUAGUUUCUGAUUCAAACUUCACAGAGCGAAAAGUUUAAUGCUUAUCGCUUAAUGAUCUUCAUGUAUUGACGUGCGACAUCAGUCGUGUGUUCCCUAUGUUGCUUUCACGUAACCAGGAAAAGUUAUUAGAAAUGUAUAAAGUUAUCUAACUGAUAGUGAUUCUAGUAGAUUUAAAUUUGUUUUACUCUGUCUUUUUGCUUUACACAAGUUUGUUUAAUUACAAUGGAUAACUUGGUAAAUUCAACAAUAACUGCUAUGGAUGUUAAAGAAAACCUGAGUGGAAGUUCUAAUGCUACGAUGCCAGUAAUGCCAGACUAUAUAUCAGUAACUUCUACAUUGCUAUAUGUGAUUAUCUUCAUUGUUGGUAUAAUAGGAAAUGGCUUAGUGAUAACAGUAGUUUGUAUUAAUAAGGAUAUGCGAAAUUCAACCAACACAUUUUUGGUUAAUUUGGCCGUGGCAGAUUUGUUGGUGAUUCUGAUAUGUAUGCCGCCAGCUUUGGCAGAAAUCUUUUCCAAGGAUCAGUGGUUCUUUGGUGAAAUUAUGUGUAAACUUGUGCCAUUUUUAGAAGGAACGGCAUCGAAUGCUUCUGUUAUUGCCAUGCUUAUAAUUGGUAUAGAACGAUUUCAAGCUAUCUGCUUUCCAUUGAAACUCAGAAACAACAAAUUAUUCAGCAAAACGACCAAGCUUGUGACCAUAGUUGGAUUGUGGGUAUUCUCCAUGUUGUCUAGUGCACCGUUCCUGAUUAUCGCUGUCUACCGUGACUCUAGAUAUAAAGAUGGAACACCCAUCAAAGUGUGUCGUCUCAAUAUGGUGGAACCCUGGGAAAAAUAUUUUAUAUUAGGAACCUUCAUCGUUUUUUUUAUUAUGCCUUUCCUUAUUCUGGCCAUUUUGUAUAUUAUAUUGGGAAAAACAAUCGCCGUGGAGCACAAUGUCUUUAAAGAUGACACAAAUGGCAGAAAUCAGAAGAAAAGGGUCAACACUACUCGACAGGUGGUUGUCAUGGUUUCAAUCGUAACCAUUCUUUUCUUCAUCUGUAAUUUGCCUUAUAGAGUGUUCAGUUUGUGGGUGAUGUAUGCUCCGCGGGGAGCGAUCCAGCGAUUAGGUUUUGAGAGCUACUGGAGUCUACUUUGUUUUGGUCGAAUCAUGCUGUACACAAAUAGCUGCAUCAAUCCUGUUAUAUACAAUAUGGUAUCGACUAAAUUCAGACGAGCGUUCAACAGUUACUUGUUUCGACGGCGGAAUACCUACCAUUCGGAAGCUGGCACGACCUUCAAUUAUUACCCCACAGGAACCACAAUAAUGUUAAAGAAACGAUCAUUUAGUGUUCAGUAAUGAGAGAAAACCAGAUUUGUGUGAUCGAAGUGGCAUUAAUUUUCUAUGAUGAAAUAUGACUAAAAUACAUUUAUUGUGUAUAUUUUUCUAAGUAUUCAUCACAAUAAAGAUGUAAAAAAACAUUUCAACAGGUGCAUUUUGGUAUCGGGAUCUCCUUUCUGAUCAAUUGUGUUUAUGUAAACAUUCUUCGAAUUCCUAUUUAUGGUCUAUAGAAACUGUUUUGAUAUUGAACAUUGAAGGAACAGCGAGAGUUACGACUUCCAGCCAAGAUAAUAAAAAAAAAGUUAGACUAAUAACAGGAAGUGUCCGUCUAGUUAAGAAUACCACAGCUGUAAUUACAAAUUAAGCAUUGUGGUCUUAAUGUGUGUCGUCUAUUGAUGUCGACUGAAAUAGACUUCAAAUUGGAUUCUAAAUAAAUCUAUAGAUAAGAAAAAAAACGGUCGUUAAUAGAGGCAAAUCUUCGCUUGAACUUGUUUGCGAUAUCACUUGGUGUGAAACCGGACAUUAACCCCUCGUUUAGUAGUAGUAAUAGUCGUAAAAGUACUGGUGGUUUUGCUUUUCAAUAUCAUAUCUUGGCACCACAGGUAUUUUGUGUCUGUUCUAUCUAGCCCUUUUCAACUUUCGCCAAAUAAAAAACAAUUGGCUAGGUUUUAAUAUGAAUAAACGAGAGAAAAUAAAAUAAAGUGAACAACAAUCUAUAUUGUGUUUCUGGAUACAUGUUUUAUUGUAUCAGAGUGGACAAUUUACUGUGAUGUAUCGUUUCUUUUGGCAUUUGUUACAUUCCAUAAUUUGUAUCGUUAACAAUUGGUCGUGUUUAUGUCUGCUAUAAAAUACAUGUAAAUACAUUCCAAAUUCAAUGUCUUUAAUAUAGUUAAACAAUUUUCAAGAGCUGGGAUGAAUAUAUUGUUUAGACCAUCAACUAAAAGCAUCGAAACUCAAUUCAAACAUUUGCCAAGCUUUCGAUGACUUUAUUUCAAUAUCUGGUUUAAUUGGCAAAACAUACAACUGGUGAUAUUUAGAAGUACACGUACCUUUAGAAGUUCAUAAAGAUAUGGUUUAUAUGUGCAGUGCAAUGCUUUAGUCCAUGCUAGGUCAAAGACCUGACAUUUCAGGAACACUAUUCAAGCACGAUGUGACCGCGAAAGGUCAUCUAAGGGUAUUUCAAAAAUACGUCUUUUGCUUUAAACAAUUCUACUUGCUUUUGUCCACAUUUGUAUCUACUGUUUUCGUAGUCCCGUCAUCAUCUAUAGUUGCUCAAAAUAGUAUAUUAUUAUCAAAGUUUUAUAUCAUAAUAAAAUGACGUUAAAUAAAUAGUUUUCAUUUCUAA
Messenger RNA from Patella vulgata (common limpet), 2679 nucleotides. Its product is annotated as neuropeptide CCHamide-2 receptor. The record is from RefSeq and is a predicted model, not a curated record. Gene Ontology annotation, molecular function: G protein-coupled receptor activity. Gene Ontology annotation, biological process: G protein-coupled receptor signaling pathway. NCBI's taxonomy places the organism in Eukaryota, Metazoa, Mollusca, Gastropoda, Patellidae. Bases 243 to 1352 code for a protein of 369 amino acids. The transcript is spliced from 2 exons. Gene Ontology annotation, cellular component: plasma membrane.